This is a messenger RNA of Suillus fuscotomentosus, 785 nucleotides long. Its product is annotated as RNA polymerase Rpb7. Gene Ontology annotation, biological process: positive regulation of translational initiation; transcription initiation at RNA polymerase II promoter; positive regulation of nuclear-transcribed mRNA poly(A) tail shortening. The transcript is spliced from 6 exons. Gene Ontology annotation, molecular function: single-stranded RNA binding; translation initiation factor binding; single-stranded DNA binding. Gene Ontology annotation, cellular component: P-body; RNA polymerase II, core complex. Lineage: Eukaryota; Fungi; Basidiomycota; Agaricomycetes; Boletales; Suillaceae. The coding region runs from base 203 to 685 and encodes 160 amino acids. The record is from RefSeq and is a predicted model, not a curated record.
CUCUUUUGAACGUCACAGGGACGGCAGACCUUUAGUUGAAUGUUCGACAGGCUAGUGAUGAUGCUGUGGGUGGGUGCCCAGUGAGGCCUAGUGAGGUUGUGGCCUGCCACUAUAGGGUACAGGCUGUAUUACGUCAUCUGCCGCCUUCUUACUACGCUCUGCGAUCCACCAACACGAUUGCUCGUGUGUUAACUGGGCCAACAUGUUCUUUAUUAAAGAGUUGACGCACACAAUUCUCCUCCAUCCGUCAUAUUUUGGCCCUCGGAUGCUCCAGUUCCUCGAGUCAAAACUCUACUCAGACGUAGAGGGAACAUGUUCAGGCGCAUUCGGGUACAUUAUUGCUGUCGUCUCCAUCCUGGAUAUCGGAAAAGGCAUGGUUCUGAGCGGAAGUGGCCAGGCCGAAUUUAUCACCCGCUAUCGUGCAAUAGUCUUCAAGCCAUUCAAAGGAGAAGUGAUGGGCUUCUUUGCUGACGUCGGGCCAUUGACAGUUUUCGUGUCUCACCAACUGAUACAUCCUGACAUGAAAUUUGAUCCGACCUCAAAUCCACCAUCCUUUGCAUCAGAGGACCAGAUCAUCGAGAAGAACACUCGUGUACGGCUAAAAAUUGUGGGAACGCGCGUUGAUGCUACCGAAAUUUUCGCCAUCGGAACGAUCAAGGAAGAUCAUCUUGGUGUUAUAGACUAGUCAAAAGAUCGAAUUUGGACGAUCACCCUAUGUAUACCUGCUAUCACUGUAUUCGCUGUGUUAUUUACUGCAAAGUACUAAUGUCAUCCUCUUAGUCCAA